Messenger RNA from Cynoglossus semilaevis (tongue sole), 1389 nucleotides. RefSeq names its product BAF chromatin remodeling complex subunit BCL7B b (gene bcl7bb). Bases 176 to 787 code for a protein of 203 amino acids. The transcript has 6 exons. The record is from RefSeq and is a predicted model, not a curated record. Lineage: Eukaryota; Metazoa; Chordata; Actinopteri; Pleuronectiformes; Cynoglossidae.
UUAAUUAGAAGAAAUACAUAAAACAAAUGAACAGUUCCAACUGUGUCCACCCCCAUACUGUACAAUGUGAAGACACUAGAGGGUGGGAAAAGAAGAUUAAGAAGUCUCGCGAGAUUGACAUUGAUACGAAGCACUGGGGCUUGGUCUUGAAGUUUUCACAGACAGUCGUCUGUACAUGAAUCAUAACAGCAUCAAAAUGUCAGGACGAUCGGGCCGUGCUGAAACCCGAAGCCGGGCUAAAGACGACAUCAAAAAGGUCCUAGCUGCAAUCGAGAAAGUGCGCAAAUGGGAGAAGAAAUGGGUGACAGUCGGAGACACGUCUCUGCGCAUAUUCAAGUGGGUGCCAGUAACAGAAACAAAGCAGAUAUAUCGAACCAAAUCUACAGGUGGAGAUGUUAGGGGACUAAAAGAUGUGGUUUUGGAAAACGCAAAUUCUUUGCUGGAUUUCACUGAUGAAAACAGCAAUCAGAGCUUUUUGUCAGAUGUCUAUCAGCCUAAGAUGGAUAACAGCAGCAGCAACUCAAGCUCACAGCAGGUCAGCCCUCCACACACCUCCAUUCUGCGAGCUGAAGACUCACAACCGCCCAUGUUGGGCCAAGAGAUUGUAGAUGAGCCUAUUCAUACAGGACAGGAUGGAGCUGAUGAGCCACCUACUCUCAUUAAGGAGGACCUACUUUCAUCAGGAUCUGUCAGAAGAAGCAACCUUGACUCACAGGAAGAGCUGGAUGAAUCAGGGGCCCCUCCUUUGAAGAAGAUUUGCACAGGGGAGAAUUCUGUUUUGAGAUAGCUAAUUUAUUAGUCUUUUAUUUUUCAAUAUGUAUGCACAAAAUAUCUUUGUGCAUGUACCUUUCAUACCUGCCAUUGGUUGAUUGCAUUCUAGCUUUUAUGCUUUUAAGCCAGUCAAAGGUUCUUCUUUAACUGUUUAUGCAAAUGUUGCUUAUUUUAUUUCUUUGUACAAUUUCUGUAGAGUCCUUUGAGUCAUUUUAAUGGUUUUGAAAAUUCUGUUUGUUUUCAAUAGAUUAUCUGAAAGAAAUUACUACCAAUCAUUGUUUUGCUGAUUACAACAGGCAAUGUGUUGAUUUUUAAACAAACUGAUGUAUUACUGUUGCUGCAGCUAAUCAUUACUUCUGCAUGUUCCAAUGUGCUAUUGGUUUUUGAGACCUACAUGGCAUUUUAUUUAAAAAAAAAUCUUUACGUGCUAAGGUUAAUAUAGACCCAUGCUUAGAUAUGUCAGUGUGUGUGUAGUGUUUAAAUUAAUGUCCUCUCUGAAAGAUUGGAUUUUGGCUUAUUGUGCAAGGCUUAAGUCUUUAAAAAUAUAUUUAUUUUAAUUUGCCCAUGUUUAUAAAUUAAGGUAUUUUGUAAGUCAUAAUAAAAGCUACUUUUCAUUUA